GUUUUUUCACCUUUUAGGGAGCUUCCGUACUGCGCAUGCUCCGUGUGACACGGUUAGCGUCCCGUUACUAUAGCAACGUGUCAGUGCAACUCCGCAGGACACGGAGAACACGGAGCGGAACUCAGAAUCAAAUCUUCACGCCUGCUUUGAUCUUCAUCCUCUGACAGGAACCAUGUCAUCAUCACCGAGGGUGGGUGUGGUCAGACGCUCGAUGCUGACUGACCCGCUGCUAAUCAAGGCGCCUCUUGGGCGCUCGCGGUCCAAAGGUCUCGCCGCUCCUGGUCCGGACUUCACUUUUGGAACCAGCAGUAACUUGCUGAGGGAUGGAGGCGUAGCCGAAGCUCUUUCCAGCUGGAACGUUCAGCCGCGGCAGGAAGAAUCUGCCACUCAGCUUGCAGACUUUGUGUCACUGAACCGCGAGGCGGUGAAGUCCGGCAUGGUGACGCCCAAAGAGCUGAGUCAGUACCGGGCUCAGAGGGCCCAGAGCUCUGCAUCCGAACUGCGGCAUGGCCGGCUUCCACGACGCCGAGAUCAGGUUCCUGACAUCACGUUUGGAGUCAGAAACAGGCCGUCGUCUCCGAUGUCGGAUGUCCUGUCUCAUCAGUACGUUCAGCGCUGGCUCCAUGAUCAGCUGAGCAAGAAUCAAACCAACAACCUCAAAUGCAAGAUGAAACCAGGGUGUAUUCCUGACACGAGAACCACCCUGCUGAGGAGGAGUAAAUCUCUGCCGGUCAUAGAAACACCACCCAAACCAGCUCGCUUUGCACAGGUCGGUCCGGCUCUCGACACCUUCAGGGACCAGGAGACUCGUGUGCGGGCGUUUGGGGCUCGUCGCUCCAGCUCUCAAACCCAGCGUUCAGUUCUGAGGACCGCCCGUCAUGAAGAACCUGGUGGAAAACGGGCGAAGCCACUCUGAGGAUGUUUUCAGACAAAUGCAAAUAAAAGAUGAAAAGUUCUCACAGCAAGACGACUUAAAGUUUCCUCCAAACAACACGUGGUCAGAGAGGAGUCCCCCAGGGCUCUGUACUGGGACCCGUUCUGUUCUCCUUAGAAGUAAAUGCUGAUGAUACUUUUCUGUUACCAGAUAACUUGAAUAAAAUGUUGAGCUGUUUCUGCUGAUUGUCAAACCCAGAAUCGUUUCACAGAGCUGAGGUAAAACCCUCGAUCUGUCACGGUCUGUGUUGGCAGACCGUGGGGAGGUGGGGAAACAGGACCCAAACGCCGGACUCUUCAGUGCAACAGUGUUUAUUUACAGAGUGGUGAAGUACGAAACAAUAAAUUCCCCAGUUUCCCAGA
Molecule: messenger RNA, 1296 nt
Organism: Oreochromis aureus
Lineage: Eukaryota; Metazoa; Chordata; Actinopteri; Cichliformes; Cichlidae
Gene: cfap77
Product: cilia and flagella associated protein 77
Exons: 7
Coding region: 173-916 (247 amino acids)
Source: RefSeq, a predicted model, not a curated record